Messenger RNA from Acanthochromis polyacanthus (spiny chromis), 1775 nucleotides. Its product is annotated as solute carrier family 22 member 7-like. Gene Ontology annotation, cellular component: membrane. Gene Ontology annotation, biological process: transmembrane transport. The record is from RefSeq and is a predicted model, not a curated record. NCBI's taxonomy places the organism in Eukaryota, Metazoa, Chordata, Actinopteri, Pomacentridae. Gene Ontology annotation, molecular function: transmembrane transporter activity.
AUGAAGUUUGAGAACAUUCUUGCUGAGAUUAAUGGAUUCGGAAGAUUUCAGGUAAUGAUCAUUGUGAUCAACUUCAUCGGCCGCUUCACGCUGCCCUGCCACUUCAUGCUCAGCAACUUCAUAGCAGCUGUUCCCGCUCACCACUGUGACAUCAGCUCUCUGGACGAUGGGGGUGUUUUUAUGAAUUUAUCUCAUGCCGAGAGGCUUGUUGUUAGUAUUCCGGUCCAGCAGGAUGGGACUCCAAGCUCCUGUUCCAUGUUUACGGAGCCUCAGUAUCACCUGCUGUUGAAUUUCUCUGACAUUACUGACGCACCCACGGUGCCGUGCCAGAACGGAUGGGUGUACGAUAACACCACCUUCAAGUCCACUCUGACCUCAGAGUGGGACCUGGUGUGUGAUAAAAGAGGGAAAAACAAAGCAACUGCUAGCAUCUUCUUUGUUGGAGUCAUGUUUGGAGCCAUGUCUUUUGGAAGUCUAAGUGACAGGUAUGGCCGAAGGAUCAUGCUGCUGGUAUCUUAUGUGUCUGGAAUGCUGUUUGCUAUUGCGAGUGCAUUUUCUACGACCUACGUGAUGUUCGCAGUGCUGAGGUUCUUCACUGGCUUUUGCAUCACUGGCAUCGUCAUCGCCUCACAAGUGCUCAGUGUGGAGUGGGUGGACAUUGAGCACAGGAAAGUGGUGGGCGUGAUCGACAGCUUAUCCUGGACAGUUGGGAACAUAGGCUUUGCAGCUAUUGCCUAUUUUGUGAAUGAUUGGCGGUGGCUGAUUGUGAGUGUUACAUCACCUUUAAUCCUGGCCAUCAUCAUGUGGAGGUGGCUGCCAGAGUCGGCGAGGUGGCUCAUUGCCAAUGGGAAGUUUGAGCAAGCCCAGAUGUAUUUGAAAAAAUGUGCCAAGAUGAAUGGAACACAGGAGUCAACUGUAGCACUAAAAACAGAGACAUUAGCCACUAUCAUCGUGACUGACAAAAGAGAUCGUUCCUAUUCCUACCUCGACUUAGUGCGAACACCUGAGAUGAGGAAGCUGGCCCUGCGCACUGGUCUGUUAUGGUAUUGCAUUGCAAACGCAUAUUAUGGCAUCAGCCUCAACAUCGCAAGCUUUGGGCUCAGCUUGUAUCUCACUCAGUUAACCUACGCUUUAAUUGAGCUGCCAUGCAAACUGUCAAACUACUACUUGCUGGAUAGGGUGGGCAGACGGAGCAUUGAGGUGGGAGCUCUGCUGGUUACUGGGGCCUGUCUUGGAAUCAACAUCCUGAUACCAAAAAAUAUGUCUGUUGCCCGAACGGUGGUAGCCAUCAUUGGAAAAGGGUUUUCUUCAGUAUCCUUUGCAACUGUGCUGUACAGCUCUGAGCUGUAUCCUACUGUAGUGAGGCAGAACGGUAUGGGCUACAACUCCUUCAUGGGUCGCUUUGGUGUAGCUGUGGCUCCUCUGAUCCUUUUACUGGACGUCUGGAAGGAUCUGCCCCAGGCCGUCUUGUGCUGCACAGCUUUCCUUGGGGCAAUGGUGGCAAGAACGCUGGCUGAGACCCGCAACAGGUGCCUGCCCGAGACCAUCGAGGAUGUUGAACAGAAGCAGUAGUUAACAGGACCGCUGACUUGUUUUUCUCGCUUUGUGUUUCCUUUUUGUCUCACUUGCGUCAUUUGUCUAUUUUUUGUAAUUUUUGUUGUUCUUUUUUUGUCUUGCUUGUGUCGUUUGUCCAUUUUUUCAUUUUGUUUCUGGCUUUUGAGGUUUUAUGUCUCGUUCUUGUCAAUUUGUCUAAUUUUUGUAGUGUUUUGUCUUGU